AUGGCGGGGGGUCGAAGCUUCCUGCAGGAGCUGGCCGAGCUCAACAACACGCGGCCAGCAGACGUGGACCCUGAAAACGCCACGCUCGAUGCAGCUGACCCUUGGCAGGGCGUCAAGGGUUCUCGUCGUCAGCCUCAUCUGGGCGAGGACCCGCGCUAUCGUGGUCGCGCCGUGUCGCGCCGAGAUAUCCUUGAGCAAGAGGAUGAAGAUGACGAAGAAGACGAGGAUGACAACGAAAGUGUUGGCGCCUUCGAGGACGACGAGGACGAGGACGUGGGUGAGAUGGUAGACCAAGAUGACGAGAUGGACGACGAUGAAGAUGAUGAUGAAGAUGGUGAUGAUGACGAUGAGGAGAGUGGGGAUGACGGCAACGUCAGUAUGUUCUCCCGUGGCAAUGCGUCGGGCAACGAUGAUGACCAGCUGCAGCGAGAGCUCAAACAACUGGCCCAAGAAGAGGCAGCCGUAGCCCAGUCGCUGACAUCAGAUACCGCCGCACAGCGCAAGAAGGGCGAACACGCGCGCAAUCAAUUGGCGCUCUGGGAUGCAGCCCUCGAGGCACGCAUUCGCAUUCAGCCUGCCUUGGCGGCAGCCAACCGACUUCCUCAGCCAGAACGAUUUGACGACCUGAUGGCCGACUUUCAGGAGGAACUGGCUGGUUGCACUGAGGAGGUGAUCAAAUUGGCCGAGGCCAUUGCGCAACUGCAACAGCAGCUGCAACAGCAACACGAAAGCUCCAGUCACCUUGAGCUGCCUUCACCCACCAUUGCCACCACUGAGGGGGCACCCAGUGCCAAGCGCGCCAAAAUGGCUGAUGAGGAGCUCUCCGCAUACAUUUCCGCCGUUGAGGCAGAGUACGGGCCUGUUCGUGAUCAGCUUUUGGAUAAGUGGAGCCGCAAGACCCGCUUGGCCACCGGACGUGGUGCUAAGCAGUUCAAGGCGCUCGAUCGCGGCCUUUUGCAACAAAUCAGCGAUGUGGCCGAAGACAUGCCACGUUUGAUCGCUCGGACUCGUGUCAAGCGCUUCCAAGAAGACAUUCUUGGUUUUACCCCACCAGAGCAGCUCACCCUCAACACUGAUGGGCCCGUGCAAUGCCAACAGGAUUUGUCGGCGGCUCGUGGCGCGCUGGGUGACGACGAUUCAGGCGAGGAAGAUCCAGAUCUGCCCCGCGAUGCCCUGGUGAAUCGCCGGACUGUGCAACCGGCCGACACGGUGGCCGACAUCUUUGAUGACGUUGACUUUUAUCACGAGCAACUGCGCGAGCUGAUUGAGCGUCGCACAAAGCUGGACAGCAUGGACCCCAUUGAAAUGGGUCGCCAUUACGUGCAGAUUGACAAACUGCGUGCCAAAACGAAGCGCCUCGUGGAUACCAAAGCCAGCAAAGGUCGUAAGGUCCGCUACGACGUACAGCCCAAGCUCGUCAACUUAAUGGCACCCAAUGAGACGGCAUACGAAGCCAGUGACGCAGCUCGCGAUACAUUGUUUGCCUCCCUUUUCGGCAAGUAAGAAAACGCAACAUUUGGACAAUUUUCAAAGAAAAAUAUUACCCAGGCUGGCUCGAGACUAUACCGCAUCGGCCGAGUGAACAACAGCGGUCGAGGCUUAAUGCUUCAAGCAACUUGAAUUGACAUGUGAACACAC
This is a messenger RNA of Monosiga brevicollis MX1, 1638 nucleotides long. RefSeq lists its product as uncharacterized. The transcript is spliced from 9 exons. Lineage: Eukaryota; Choanoflagellata; Craspedida; Salpingoecidae. Bases 1 to 1503 code for a protein of 500 amino acids. The record is from RefSeq and is a predicted model, not a curated record. Gene Ontology annotation, cellular component: nucleus; nucleolus.